Messenger RNA from Lycium barbarum (goji berry), 1092 nucleotides. The record is from the annotation of a RefSeq genome assembly. Lineage: Eukaryota; Viridiplantae; Streptophyta; Magnoliopsida; Solanales; Solanaceae.
AUGAUAAUUGAUACAACAGAAAUAGAGACUAUCAAUUCUUUUUCCAAAUUGGAAUCCUUAAAAGAAGUCUAUGGGAUCAUGUGGAUGCUUGUCCCUAUUUUGACUCUUGUAUUAGGAAUCACAAUAGGUGUACUAGUAAUUGUUUGGUUAGAAAGAGAAAUAUCUGCAGGAAUACAACAACGUAUCGGACCUGAAUAUGCUGGCCCUUUAGGAAUUCUUCAAGCUCUAGCAGAUGGGACAAAACUACUUUUGAAAGAGAACCUUAUUCCAUCUACCGGAGAUCCUCGUUUAUUCAGUAUCGGACCAUCCAUAGCCGUAAUAUCUAUCUUUCUAAGUUAUUCAGUAAUUCCUUUUGGUGAUCACCUUGUUCUAGCCGAUCUUAGUAUUGGUGUUUUUUUCUGGAUUGCCAUUUCAAGUAUUGCUCCCGUUGGACUUCUUAUGUCAGGAUAUGGAUCAAAUAAUAAAUAUUCCUUUUUAGGUGGUCUACGGGCAGCUGCCCAAUCAAUUAGUUAUGAAAUACCAUUAGCUCUAUGUGUGUUAUCAAUAUCUCUACUAUCUAACAGUUCAAGUACAGUUGAUAUAGUGGAAGCGCAGUCAAAAUAUGGUUUUUGGGGGUGGAAUUUGUGGCGUCAACCCAUCGGGUUUAUCGUUUUUCUAAUUUCUUCUCUAGCCGAGUGUGAAAGAUUACCUUUUGAUUUACCAGAAGCAGAAGAAGAAUUAGUAGCAGGGUAUCAAACCGAAUAUUCAGGUAUCAAAUUUGGUUUAUUUUACAUUGCUUCAUAUCUGAAUCUACUAGUUUCUUCAUUAUUUGUAACAGUUCUUUACUUGGGAGGUUGGAAUCUUUCUAUUCCGUACAUAUUUGUUCCUGAGCUAUUUGGCAUAAAUAAAAGGGGUAAAGUCUUUGGAACACUAAUUGGUAUCUUUAUCACAUUAGCCAAAACUUAUUUGUUUUUGUUCAUUCCUAUUGCAACAAGAUGGACUUUACCGAGGCUGAGAAUGGACCAACUAUUAAAUCUUGGGUGGAAAUUUCUUUUACCUAUUUCUCUAGGUAAUCUAUUAUUGACAACUUCGUCCCAACUUCUUUCACUGUAA